ACUUGGAAGAAAGGGGUAGCCAACUCAAAGGUCAGAGUCAGACACAAGGACUUGAAAUACGUGGCUUCACCAGGAGCAAAUAAUGGGAUGGUAGGAUCGGUCAAGUUUCUCAACUCUUUUAAACUGCCAAACCAAAGCCAGAAGCAAAGAUUGUGAACUGGAAAUAUCUCCCAUGGCUCGCAUGGCCUUAAAUCCUCUUACUCUUCCUAGAGUCCGGCCUUACUUUCAUGUUUUAGACUCCACCCAUCUCUUCAAAUCUCCUUUACUUUCUCAGAAUAGAAUUCGCAAGUUCCAAGCCGUUGCUUGUCAAACAAAUCCAACACCCACUGAAACAGAACACUGCAACAAGGAAAAGGUACUUUCAGAGCCUGAUAUAGUCAAAGAUGGCGCUAGCCAAGCUGCAACUUCGUCUGUUGGAGGUGGAUUUUCUGAAUUUCCAAACAAAAAUAUAAAUAGGCGAAUAGCAGUAGGUUCUACCCUUGCAGCAGUGGGACUUUUCUUGUCGUCACGAUUAGAUUUUGGUGUUUCUUUAAAGGACUUAUCUGCUACAGCAGUGCCUUAUGAAGAGGCUCUUUCAAAUGGAAAGCCAACUGUUGUAGAGUUCUAUGCAGAUUGGUGUGAAGUAUGCCGGGAAUUAGCUCCAGAUGUUUUUAAAAUAGAGCAGCAAUACAGGGAUCGUGUGAAUUUUGUUAUGUUGAAUGUUGACAACACAAAGUGGGAACAGGAACUUGAUGAAUUUGGUGUCGAGGGUAUCCCGCAUUUUGCAUUCCUGGACAAAGAUGGGAAUGAGGAGGGCAAUGUUGUAGGCAGGCUUCCGAGGAAGUACUUCCUUGAGAAUGUGGAUGCUCUUGCCCGUGGUGAGGCAUCAGUUCCUCAUGCUCGUGUAGUGGGAGAGUAUUCAAGUGCUGAAUCCAGGAAGGUGCACCAGGUUGUUGAUCCCAGAAGUCAUGUCUAGGUGUUACCUUCUCGUGAAAUGUGACCCAUUAAUUCCUCAGUAGAAAUACACAUACAAGGUUCUUAUUCUAUGGCCGGUGGCUAUACGGUAAUUAAUUGCAGAAUUCAAUCCAGAAAUAGUUCUUUGUCCUGUAAUCAGUGACAAUAUGUUUCUGAAAUCUUUGAAUAGUACAUCCUGUUAUGAAUUCUAAACAGGGGAGUUCUUUUUUAGCUCUGAGGUUUGGCAUUCUAUAAAAGCAGUCCACAAUUGCCAUGCAAAAUAGUAUCCUCAGGGCAUUGUUCAGGUUCAAAGGAGUGACACUUUAUAUCAAUUUGUUUCAGUUAUUUUAAGAUAUUUUUA
Molecule: messenger RNA, 1294 nt
Organism: Durio zibethinus
Lineage: Eukaryota; Viridiplantae; Streptophyta; Magnoliopsida; Malvales; Malvaceae
Product: thioredoxin-like protein HCF164, chloroplastic
Biological process (GO): cytochrome b6f complex assembly
Cellular component (GO): chloroplast thylakoid membrane
Molecular function (GO): oxidoreductase activity, acting on a sulfur group of donors, disulfide as acceptor
Source: RefSeq, a predicted model, not a curated record